CUCCGAUGACGGAGCCAUUUUGUUGUCGCCCCUGUGUACAGAGUGCUGUCAUGCAGUGCAGGGAAUGCUGGGACUUGUAGUUUUGCCGGAGGGUCCCAGCAUGCACACGUUUUCCCGGGGUUUUGCAGUGAGGCAGUGAGGGAUUGGACACUCUGCUUAUUGCCUCCAAGAUUUGUAAUAUACAACCUGAGUUAAAGCGUCAACAUGAGCUCUUCUGGUAACAAUCUCGAUGACGAGGACACCUUCAAGAUCCUUGUGGCGACCGAUAUUCACCUGGGUUACAUGGAAAAAGAUGCCGUGAGAGGAAAUGACAGUUUUGUGACUUUCGAUGAGAUCCUGAAGCUGGCUAAGGAUAAUGAAGUGGACUUUCUAUUGCUCGGUGGAGAUCUGUUCCACGACAACAAACCUUCCAGGAGGACACUACAUACAUGUAUGGAGCUGCUGAGGAAAUACUGCAUGGGAGAUCGGCCGAUCCAGUUCGAGAUUCUUAGUGAUCAGUCUGUUAACUUUAGCUAUAGCAAAUUUCCUUGGGUGAAUUACCAGGAUGACAAUCUAAACAUUUCUAUUCCUACAUUCAGUGUCCAUGGAAAUCAUGAUGAUCCGACUGGGGCAGACGGUCUUUGUGCACUGGAUUUACUAAGUUGUGCCGGACUUGUGAACCAUUUUGGACGCACAACAUCUGUAGAGAAAAUUGACAUCAGCCCCGUACUGCUACAGAAAGGACGAACGAAGAUUGCCAUGUAUGGAUUAGGGUCCAUUCCGGAUGAAAGACUUUAUCGCAUGUUUGUUAACAAACAAGUUACAAUGCUUCGGCCCCGGGAGGAUGAGUCCAACUGGUUCAACCUAUUUGUUAUUCAUCAGAACAGGAGUAAACACGGAGCCACGAAUUACAUCCCCGAGCAGUUUCUGGAUGACUUUUUAGAUUUGGUGAUUUGGGGCCAUGAACACGAGUGUAAGAUAGCGCCGGUGAGGAACGAGCAGCAGCUCUUCUAUGUGUCACAACCUGGGAGUUCUGUGGCCACUUCCCUGUCCCCUGGAGAAGCAGUAAAGAAACACAUAGGUUUAUUACGAAUCCGACACAAGAAAAUGAACAUGCUGAAACUCCCUCUCCAGACCGUGCGCCAGUUCUUUAUCGAAGAUGUCGUCUUGGGUGACUAUCCAGACCAGUUCAAUCCAGAUAAUCCCAAAGUGACUCAGGACAUAGAAAACUUCUGCGUAGAGAAGAUAGAGGGAAUGUUGGAGCUGGCGGAGAGGGAGCGUCUGGGAAAUAAUUGUAUACCGGAUAAGCCUUUGAUACGACUACGGGUGGAUUACACGGGUGGUUUUGAACCCUUCAAUACUCUACGAUUUAGCCAGAAGUUUGUUGAUAAAGCUGCUAAUCCCAAAGAUAUUAUACAUUUCUUCAGGCACAAAGAGCAGAAGGACAAGAAAGACUUCGUGGCAAUUAAUUUUGGGAAAUUUGACAGCAAAUCAUCCUCCGAGGUUACCACGCUGAGAGUGGAAGACCUGGUAAAGCAAUACUUCCAGACUGCAGAGAAGAAUGUGCAGCUUUCUCUACUUACUGAGCGAGGGAUGGGGGAGGCUGUAGCAGAGUUUGUAGAUAAAGAAGAAAAAGAUGCCAUAGAAGAACUGGUGAAAUUUCAGCUAGAAAAAACCCAACGGUUCUUAAAGGAACGGAACAUUGAUGCUGAAGAGGGGCAGAUUGAUGAGGAGGUUCGAAAAUUUAGGCAAAGCAGAAGAGAGAAUACAAAUGAAGAAGAUGAAGAGGUUCGAGAGGCAAUUACCCGGGCUAGAGCUCACAGAUCUCAGGUUGAGGACAUCAAUAUGAGUGAUGAUGAGAUGGAAAGAAGAUCAGGACCCGCUAUUGAUGAUUCUGAUGAUGACCGUGGUCCAUCCCCAACACCAGCAAGAGGAAGAGGAAGGGGCCGCGCCAGAGGGGGAAGAGGACAGAGCACGACCACUAGAGGGACUUCAAGACGAGGAAGAGGAAGUGCAAGCAGUGAUGUCCCCUCUAGUGGUCGAGGGUCUAAAGCACCUUCCAAGAACAUGUCUAUCUUUGAUGCAUUUAAAUCCUCGUCGUCAAGACAACCUUCUUCCAGAAAACUUCCCGCAAAGAAUUAUACCGAGGAGAUAGAGGAUGAUAACUCUGAUCUUGAGGAGGUUUCCUUUACGCCUUCACGUGUGGACAAGAGAUCUUCCAGCGUGUCAUCGACCUACAGCAAGCAAAGUUCUCAAAGCCAGGCGUCUCGAGGGGCAUUUUUUGUUGAUGACGACGAUGAUGAGGAUGAGUUUGAUCCAUUCAAGAACGCUGCGUCAUCCAGAAGAAAUCGACGGUAGAUCUCAUUGGCCCCAUUAAGACUGUGGUGACCUUUGUCACAUGACCUGACAUCUUCACUCCGAUAUGCACUAUUAUUAUGAUGCCAAUGUUUGCCUUUACAUGUAUUACCUGUAUUGAUCUUAUGUCUGUAGUCUUGCUAGUUAUCUCCUGCCCGCAGCGGGUAACUUAGUGCAGAUUCCUUUGUUGUGCCGAGACUGAUCUGUUCCCGAAAUAGUCUAUGAUCUGUUUCCAGUUAUAAAGCUUUAGAUUUAGUUUGUUUUUUAUACAUCAUCUAUGUAUUGUUGUAACAAGUUAAAGUUUACUAAUGAGA
Messenger RNA from Hyla sarda, 2648 nucleotides. It is a transcript of the gene MRE11, whose product is annotated as MRE11 homolog, double strand break repair nuclease. Gene Ontology annotation, molecular function: manganese ion binding; 3'-5'-DNA exonuclease activity; DNA endonuclease activity. Gene Ontology annotation, biological process: double-strand break repair via nonhomologous end joining; mitotic intra-S DNA damage checkpoint signaling; mitochondrial double-strand break repair via homologous recombination. The transcript has 20 exons. Lineage: Eukaryota; Metazoa; Chordata; Amphibia; Anura; Hylidae. Gene Ontology annotation, cellular component: Mre11 complex; nucleus. Bases 205 to 2337 code for a protein of 710 amino acids. The record is from RefSeq and is a predicted model, not a curated record.